AUGCGGAAACACCUACGGACCCAUCAGUCUAUACCAGCCCGUCGUCUAGGUCGACCACGGAAAACAGCGGACAGCCUAAAACCGGGUCGAUCAAUCGACCAGACUCUCUGGGAAAAGGUUCAUUGCCAGCGCUUCUUUGUCUCUGGCCCCCAGAGUCGAUUCUUUCAGGUGGCUCCGCCUCUUGAGCCCGCAAGUAAUCAGGUCGAUCUUAUUUGCGCCCAAGUUUAUGAGCAGAUCCGGCAGUAUGAGGAGAAGGAGACACAGUAUAACCAAAUCAUCACGACGGAUCGUGACUAUAGUGAAUACAGUCCUUGGCUAGAAAAGACUCGAUGGCGUGACUACCUCCACGGUUAUACCUUCACGGAACUCGCUGCUCUAGCAUAUAUGCCUGAUCCUAUACAGGAACCUAUAUUGCAGCUGUGGAUGGGAAGCCUAGACACCGUUCUAGACCAGGCGCUCCAGUCAAUAGCCGACCACCGGAUUAAUAUGUUUGACCAAGCCCGGAUAAAUAGCUUCGUGGAUGAUGCCUACCGCCGACCUAGCCAUCGGCCCGUCUUCUAUCAUCUUACACUAUAUACGAACCAGCGAUAUCGACGAAUCUGGAAGCGGCUUCUCUGCUUUGUGCAUCGCACCGCCCAACCGAGUCAGUCAAUCCGACUGGCCCACAUCUUGACUAAGGAUCAGGUGGACCUUUUGCAGCAAAUGGAAGAAGUGAGUCAACAGUUGUAUAGACUUACAACUUCCGCCGCCGCCGCCACUCGGAUCACCCACAUUCCCAGGCCACUACUAGAAGAUGCUAUCCGAGACGCUUCAGUGGCACUAAACCGCAUCUGCCUUCUCUUCUGUAUCGCCCUUCUAGACCAUGUCUUGCGGAGAGACACGUUUGAGAGUGUGGUCAUAGGGUUCUUUGCGAUCCUUGGAAUCGAAGAAAAGAAGGAAAGAGCCGUUCUAGCCGUGGACGAUGGGACAGUUGAUGAACCGUCGAGUAUCUUAGAUGAGAUGCGGCAGCGAUUCCUGAUCUAUGGAUGCGCUACCCUAGUAGGUUGGGCGCUCCGGCUACGGACCUAUGGUAAGAAGAUCAAAGUCCGUCAGACCCCGAUCCUUCCGGGGCAUGUAGACUGGUCCGAUGAUAAUAGCACCCUUACCUAUCGGGGCCAGUCCCUUCACAUGGUGGAUUUCCAACGCUUUGUUCACGAUCAGGUUCAGAAACUACAAUCGCAGUUGAACCACCUUCUUCUACAAACGAUGUCCUCGUCUCCGCCCAUCAUCCCUAAACUCAACCUAUCUGAUAUCCAUGACGACCACGCCAAUCGAGCCAGAGGGUGGAACCUCCUUCGAGACCCACGGAACCAGACGCAGCUUGCAGGAUAUGAGCAAUGGGCCUUAGGUCAUAUUAUCUAUCACCCGCCGCUCCGACAACGCUUCAUCGAGACUAACGAAGGGACUGAUCGAGUCUUUCUCGAACGGCUGCUGUUGGUUUGUCACCUGACCUCUGGCCAUCCGGCCCGCGGCACUGAGAUCCUGAGCCUUCGACAUGUCAACACUGUCCACGGAGACUACCGGGGUGUCUUUGUAGAGAAUGGGCUCGUGGGACUCGUGACUGCAUAUCAUAAAGGAUAUCAUAUGAUCGGUUCUACCUCUCUGAUCCACCGAUAUCUUCCAGAGCGUGCUAGCGAGAUCCUCAUCUAUUAUCUCUGGCUGGUUCAUCCCUUCCAGCGGCAGCUCCGAACUCUCGCAUUUCAGGACAUAGCACCAAUGUCCCCUUUCCUUUGGCCAGAGGCCAGCGGCUUCACUAGUGUACGACUAAGCAAAGCACUCCGUCGGGGAUUCCAGGAGUGCCUUCAUAUCGACAUUACUCUAGCAGACUAUCGCCAUGUCGCGAAUGCGAUUUCGCGACGACACCUUCGUAUGCGCGGAUUCCAGAGAGAAUAUGAAAUCCCCGUGCAUCCAGCGGAUCUCCAGGCUUCACACACGACCUAG
Molecule: messenger RNA, 1980 nt
Organism: Penicillium lagena
Lineage: Eukaryota; Fungi; Ascomycota; Eurotiomycetes; Eurotiales; Aspergillaceae
Exons: 3
Coding region: 1-1980 (659 amino acids)
Source: RefSeq, a predicted model, not a curated record